CUUGCGAUCGAUUAUGAAGCGACGCAUAGUGUCCUAAAGGGUCACGUUAUCUUAUUUUGCCGAGGUCAAAGAUAUACCAGAUGCAGAACUAGUUCGAGAUAUCUUGCUGUUGAUGGUUAGCCCGUGGACUGCAAAAUCUUUUGUUGACUUUUCUCACCCAAUCCCACCCCCAAUCCAGCAUUAAGACAUCAUAAACAUCAUCAACUAUAAACCGUUGAGUUUUAGUUUCUAUAGGUUUAUCAUCCCCAUACUGUCCCAACAGAAACGCGCUUGCACGGCGACGCGACCCCAGAAACCGCAACGCAUGUGAAUAUCACAUACCCUUGUAACUGACCGCGUAAAGCCCGAGGUACCCGAACUGGGCUGACACAAAAAUAUCCAUACCACCACCGCACAAUAUAAUCCCCAUAUCGCCCCCCAGUCAGCACCGCCUACGGAUGCCAAUCUGCGGCACAACCCUCCUGUGUUCCCUCCGCCAUCUCCCCCUCUGGAUCUAUGUCUUCAUCACCGCCAUCGCCGGCGCGCUCACCACCCUCGUCCUCCGACGCGUCGCCCCAACCACAGCGCAGGAUGUCGGCCUCCCGCCUCCCGCUGAGAAGCAUCACCGCCGUCCUGGCAGCCGCUCUCUCCGUCGGCGCAUGGAAGAGUAGACCCUUCGUCACAAGGUUUCUCACCGGGCCAGGGAACUACUCCCGCAUCCUCGCCCUAGCCGUCGUGCUCGCAAACUACAAAAACUUCCCCUUCGUGUGGCAUAUACGCGUCUGGCACGGCAUCCUAAGCCACAUGCAAGCCCCCCCUUUCGACGCCUCCACCUCCGGUCUCUCCUCCCCGCACCACCUCCCCGCCCUCUUCCAACCCUGCAUCACCCCCGCCCAAUCCCCCGCCUCAGAAUGCGACUACAACCUCCACAAAUCAAACAGCACCUACUUUUCCGACCUCGACGUCACCCGCUCCCACCUCAUCGCCGCACUCAUGCACGUCGCCAUCCGCGAAUUCCACCGCAAACCCUCCCUCAUCAUCGGCCCCGACGGCAAGCCCGCCAAGGGCGCAUGGGGAAUCAUGCUAGGUGGCGCACACUGCAGUUUUAAGCGCGAGAUUCGCCCGUAUGAGAAGUACGAGAUGUGGUCGCGUAUGCUCGCCUGGGACAGGAAGUGGCUCUACGUUGCUACGCAUUUUGUGAAGGCGGGCACGGCGCGCCCGGCGGGGUGGACGCUAGAUGAUCCCGCGGACUGGAAUUUUGUCCCCCGCUUCCUACGCACGAAGCGCCGGGCGAGGAAAGCGAGGGUUGCUGCGCCGCCGCCGGAUGUGCCGGAGGGCGCCAUCUUCGCGAGCGCGAUUAGCAAGUACGUCAUGAAAGUUGGCCGGUUGACGGUGCAUCCUGAGGCUGUGCUGGAUAUGUGUGACUUGUUGCCGCCGAAGCCGGGGGGGUGGAACACGAUGGAUGGAAAAAAGGAGGAGGUUGUGGAGGAGAGGGAGGGGUUGGAGGAGAUGGGGGGGGAGGAGAGCGUGUUGUCGCUUUUGGGGAUACCGAAUUGGAAGGAGGAGGUGUUGGGGAAUGGGAGUGCGAAUGGUCAUACUAAUGGUGCUGCUAAUGGCGCUGCGAAGGAGGCGGCGGCGGUGACGGGGUGGGAUUGGAAGAUGGUGGAGGCGGAGAAUGCGAGGGGGAUGGAGUAUGCGAAGCACCAUGCUGCGCUUGAUAGCCUGUCGGAGACGUUUACGGGAAACAAACAGCCCGCGCUGGGAUACUAUACUGAUCUCUUUUAG
Molecule: messenger RNA, 1764 nt
Organism: Pseudogymnoascus destructans
Lineage: Eukaryota; Fungi; Ascomycota; Leotiomycetes; Thelebolales; Thelebolaceae
Exons: 2
Coding region: 496-1764 (422 amino acids)
Source: RefSeq, a predicted model, not a curated record